This is a messenger RNA of Hemibagrus wyckioides, 3064 nucleotides long. It is a transcript of the gene pdpk1b, whose product is annotated as 3-phosphoinositide dependent protein kinase 1b. Gene Ontology annotation, biological process: peptidyl-serine phosphorylation; intracellular signal transduction. Gene Ontology annotation, molecular function: protein serine/threonine kinase activity; ATP binding. The transcript has 14 exons. The coding region runs from base 136 to 1749 and encodes 537 amino acids. Lineage: Eukaryota; Metazoa; Chordata; Actinopteri; Siluriformes; Bagridae. The record is from RefSeq and is a predicted model, not a curated record.
CGCGUCCGCACCUCCGUGACUGCGGUAACGUUGUUGUGGAAUGACGUCACGGCGGUGAAAUGCAGGCGCAGCGGCGGCCAUGACUGCGGGCUCUGUGAUUAUUUAAUCCGGAUUAAAUACUGGCGGAAAACGUCCAUGGCAAGAGCCACGAGUCAGAUGUAUGAUGUCGUACCCCUCCACUCCUCUGGUCUCUGCCCGUGUCCAUCCAUGGUAAGAGGUCAGCAGGAAGCACCCCAUCGCCACGGCAACAGCAUGGAGGGCCAGGCCCCGCCUCCUCAGCCGACUCAGCCACGCAAGAAGAGACCCGAGGAUUUCAAAUUCGGCAAAAUCCUGGGAGAGGGCUCCUUCUCUACGGUUGUCCUGGCGAAAGAACACUCGACGGGGAAGGAAUAUGCAAUUAAGAUCCUGGAGAAGCGCCACAUCAUGAAGGAGAACAAGGCGCAGUACGUGAAGAGAGAGAGGGAUGUGAUGUCCAACCUGGAUCACCCGUUCUUCGUUAAACUAUACUUCACCUUCCAGGAUGAGGAGAAGCUCUAUUUCGGUCUGAGCUAUGCCAAGAACGGCGAGUUAUUAAAGUACAUCCGCAAGAUCGGUUCCUUCGACGAGACCUGCACGCGGUUUUACUCAGCCGAGAUCGUCUGCGCGCUCGAGUACCUGCACCAAAAGGGCAUCAUCCACAGAGAUCUGAAGCCAGAGAACAUUUUGCUCAGCGAAGACAUGCACAUUCAGAUCACAGACUUCGGCACAGCCAAACAGCUUUCCUCUGACAGUAGGCAGGCUCGAGCGAAUUCAUUUGUUGGUACGGCUCAGUACGUCUCCCCAGAGUUACUGACAGAGAAAUCUGCCUGUAAGAGUUCGGAUCUCUGGGCGUUAGGCUGCAUCAUAUACCAGCUGGUUGCCGGGUUACCACCAUUCAGAGCAGGAAAUGAGUAUCUUAUAUUCCAGAAGAUUAUUAAAUUAGAGUACGAGUUUCCUGAGAAAUUCUUCCCCAAAGCCAAGAAUCUCGUGGAACAGCUUCUGUUGUUGGAUCCUUGCAAGCGGAUUGGCUGUGAGGAAAUGGGCGGGUAUGAGCCGCUGAAAUCCCACCCUUUCUUUGAGUCGAUCAGCUGGGACGACUUGCACCUGCAGACUCCGCCCAAGCUUACCCCCUACCUGCCCGCCAUGUCUGAGGAUGAUGAGGACUGCUAUGGGAAUUAUGAUGACCUCUUAAGCCAGUUCAGCAGUAUGCAGGUGGCACAGCCCGGCCCCUCGCCCUCAUUGGCCGAACCGUCAGAAAGUCCACUUCCCAUCUAUAACCCUGCCCCCAGCGUGGAUCAGUUCAUCCAUGUUCAUGAGCUGGACAGCAACAGCAUGGAGCUGGACUUACAGUUCAGUGAAGAGGAGAAGCGCCUACUGCUGGACAAGCAAAGCAUCGCAAACCCGUGGCACCCGUUUGUGGAGAAUAACCUCAUCCUGAAGAUGGGCCCAGUCGACAAGCGCAAGGGUCUGUUUGCACGGCGCAGGCAGUUGCUCCUGACUGAAGGUCCUCAUCUGUACUAUGUUGAUCCGGUGAAUAAGGUCCUGAAGGGGGAGAUCCCCUGGUCACCAGAGCUGCGGCCAGAAGCCAAGAACUUCAAAACCUUCUUCGUCCACACGCCGAACCGGACCUACUACCUGAUGGACCCGAGUGGCAACGCUGACAAAUGGUGCAAGAAGAUCCAAGAAGUGUGGAGGAAGAUCUACCACAAACAACAGAACCCCAGCGUAUAGGAGCUUUCCCCUACGGCCACGCCCCCCAGCACCCCUUCGACCAAUCACAGAACAGACACACCUCCGUCUCUUUAACUCUCUCUCUCUAUCUGUCUGUCGCUCUCUCUCCUUCCUUCUUGGAUCUUAACGCAGGGGGCGUGUCCUGUCUGUCUGAUUGGUCUGCAUAUAGAGUUAAGGCGGGUCCUUUGCCCUGAUUGGCCGCAGUAGCUGGUCUAGCUGAUCUGAUUGGAGGAUGUGGUGGUUUUGUGUUUUUUUUUUUUUUUUUGUUUGUUUGUUUUUGUUUUCUCCCCUCCCUCCCAAAAUCCAAAAAAAAAACUGAACAAAAGGAAAAAAAAAAGAAAAAAACAGACAGGAAACCAUUGCAAUCAUCUCCUCACUGCAGAACUAUGGGUAAUGUAGUUCUCCUAAUGGUGAUCCAUCACCUCGCCCCUCCUCCCACAAGGCCCUGAGCCAAUAGCGCGACUGAUUUUCAGUUCUUAUUUUUUUCGUUUUUUGUUUUGUUUUUUCCUUCAAAUCGUCUGCAAUGGGAUAUUGACUGUGUGUGUUCCUGAGUGGAGACAUGAGCAGAGGUGUGUGUGUGUGUGUGUGUGUGUGUGUGGAUAUGAUUGGAUGCUUGAGAGUGUGUAUGUGAGCACAUUCUUUCACUUGGGCGUUUUUAACAGGAAGGAGAUGAGCGAGUGUGUGUGUGUGUGCCUCCUCUUCCUGGUUGGUAACUGAUGACUGUGAUGUAUAGUUGAUGUAAUAUUGAACUUGGAGGCGAGUGUGCAGCGAGGCGACUCUUGGAUCCGGGUUUUGUAUUUUUAUUCUUGUAUAAGGUUAUUUGGGCCCUUCUCCGUUCCGGGGGCCCGGCUACUCUGUGUUAUUUAAAUUCUAAUAUAUGAGAAUCAUAUUUGGAUUGAAGUCACGUUCGAGGGCCUUGCUGUGUAUGUUUUUUGAAAUGUAAAGCCUUUGAAUGUGAAGAAUUAUUGUAAACUAUGAUAUUUUACAGCUUUUUUUUUUUUUUUUUUUUGGUUCAAUUUUUUUUUGUUUGUUUGUUUUUCUUCUUACUAUAUCAUAAAACAUUUUCUAUUUGCUCAGUGAUCGACUCAUAUUCUGAUAAUUUAAAGCCUUUUCCAUUCACAGGCCCUGACCCAUGCGUGAGUGAGUGAAUGCGCGUGUGUGUGUAAAAGAGAGAAUGUGUGUGUCUUGUGUGCAAGCAUGUGUGGGCGGAGCCUGGUUUGCGUUUGGCGCUGUGUGUAUUUUUCCUCGUCCGGCUCUCGAGCUCGACGCCACCUAGAACUGAAAUAAAGCAUGUAGGGGUUUAGGCCGACAGAAA